UGACAGUAUAGGGUAUAAUUGUGACGUAUUUCUUUCUUUUUGUUAAUAUGUUCAUUAGAUUAGAAGCAAAUGUUGCUUAAAAAUGUGGACAGCUAGGAUUACAACAUUUAAAGUAAAUGUUUUAAUUCAAUGAUGUUUGAUAAUUGCUUUAGAACUUAAAACGAAAAUGUUUACGAUUCUGGUAUUUUUUAUGAAUGAGGUCCAUUUAUUAUUUUAAAAAAUGAAGACAAAAACGAUUAAGACUGUUUAUCAGCUCUGGUUUUAUAAUAGUUUAUGUUAUCAAGCAGAACAGGCGUAAUUUUUGACUGAUUUUGAUAAACAAGGUUUCAUUCUAAAAACGAAGAUUUAAUCUAUUAAUCCUAUUUUUCGAAUUUUUUAAUUUUAUUUCCUUUGAAAAAAAUCGUGUUAAAAAAUGGUAUUUUUUCGAGAAUGGUUUAUUUACAUUAAAGUAUUUUCAAAAAUUCGAAAAAUAGAGUGAACAGAUUAAACCUUCAUUUAAAACGUAACUUUUAUGAGACGCAUGGUUAUCAAGAAAAGAUACACAUAUGAAAGACUGAAAAGUAUUAGUUCACAGUACUAACACUAUUUAUUUUAAUCCUCAUGACACCAUUGUUAUACGCACAAGAGUAGAAUAAGCUUAUACACUUAUACGAUGAAUACAUGGUGGAGACAGCAUCCCGCUCGUAUUCGUAAUUCGUAUUUUAUCCAUAUCUGAAUGAAGUCAUAUCCAUUUCGAAAGAAAGGUGAUGAACAGCCUUAAAUGUUAUCGAUGCGAUUAUGGUAUGAAUUUAUAAAAUAUUAUAAAUUAUAAAGUAUUUUUAUAAUAUUCAUGAAGUAUAUAUUUAAAUUAUAUAUAAUUAUUAAGAUUUUGUUUUAUCGAAAAAUUUAAGAAAAUUGAUUUAUUUUGAUAUUUACUUGAAUUUAUGAUUGACCAGGUGUAAUGGUGAUAUUUUAGAUUUGGCAUUAUAUUAACAAACUUGAUUUUUAUUACUUAUCUAAGUAUGAAAUAUUAUGUCCUACUUUAAAAACAAUUUAUAUUAAUUAUAUGAAACGUUUAUGCAUUUCUCAAUUAAUUUAGUAUAUCCAUAUGUGUACAUUAAUAUAAGAAUCAAUAAGAUGUUUUCCUGUCCAUAAAAGGAAAUCAUUCGGUAUUCAUAACACUUUUGUUAAUUUUGAGAAUAAAAUAAGACAUUUUGACUGUUAGAAGCAACUUUUAAUAUCAAUUGUUAUGUUAAUAUCUUACAUAAUAAAUUUUCAAUUUUUAAUUACACAUUUUAGCAACCUGUAAUGUGCUUAAUACUCUCAAGACUUUAUGGUCGAAAAGAUUUGGAGAAGUUGAUGACAAGUUAGGAUAAAGAUGUUAUCAUUACUAAUAAUGGAGCUAUAAUUUUGAAGUAUAUAGGUUAAAAUAAAGUUUCAAAAUUAUUCAGUAGGUUCAAUUUCUUGGAUUGGAUUAAUUUUAUUAACUGGUGCUUUGUUAGAAACUGAAUAAUCAUUAUAUAAAGCAAUACAUAUAAUAAGAAUAAUAAAUGUAUUUGAAAUGGCUACUAAAUGUAUCACGGAUGAUUUUAAAAGAAUUAUAUACAAGUUUUCAAAACACAUGAAAAAUUUAGAAUCUUACAUCAAGAUUGAUAUGACGUCUCUGGACUUUAAGAUUAUCAAUAAGUGCUAUGAACAAAUUGCAGAAAUUGCAGUAAAUGCUAUAUUAGUAGUUUAUGAUCAUGUUACAUGGAAUAUUAAUUUUCAAUUAAUAAGAAUAGAAGGAAAAGUUGAUGGAAAAUAUUGUAUUAGGUGAUAUCUUAAAUUAUUCCCAAGGAAAUGGCUUAAGAGAAGAUUUAGUUGUGUUUGUCUGAUGUCGUAGGUAAUAUUUAUGUGGUCUAAUUUAUGGUAACAAGUAGAAUUUCACAUAUGUUUUUUUAUAUAUCUUACUAACCAGACUGCUUGAAAAUAUGUAAGUUUAAGAAGGUUCAAUUAACAAUAAAACCAGGUAUUUUCGCUUUAUUGAC
Molecule: messenger RNA, 2006 nt
Organism: Vespula vulgaris
Lineage: Eukaryota; Metazoa; Arthropoda; Insecta; Hymenoptera; Vespidae
Exons: 3
Coding region: 1541-1795 (84 amino acids)
Source: RefSeq, a predicted model, not a curated record